Molecule: messenger RNA, 1869 nt
Organism: Geosmithia morbida
Lineage: Eukaryota; Fungi; Ascomycota; Sordariomycetes; Hypocreales; Bionectriaceae
Product: Major Facilitator Superfamily
Exons: 2
Coding region: 1-1869 (622 amino acids)
Biological process (GO): transmembrane transport
Cellular component (GO): membrane
Molecular function (GO): transmembrane transporter activity
Source: RefSeq, a predicted model, not a curated record
AUGGUAUCGACGUCUAGCCAUCUGCUGCCUUUGGGCGGCGGUGGUGGCAGAAGCGGCAGCGGCAGCGGCAGCGGCGGAGGUGGAAUCAGGACACCAGGAGAGCUAUCGCCGUCAUUCGCCCAGACGGGAGCGGAACUCGACCUAGACGACAGUGACAUUGACGAUCUGGACCUCCACGCAGCGGUGGGCGGUCCCGGCGGCCCGGGGGCCGAGAUAUACGAGAUGCGACGACCGAGCGACGUAUCGUGGACGGUAGGAGGGGGGAGGGGAUCGAUGAGCAGCAGACCUCUGUGGGACGCGGAGGAGGAAGAAGGAUCUGGAGAAGAAGGGGAUUCGGAAGAGAUGCAGCGGCGGCAGCAGCUCACGCCUGACGGGAGUUCUUCCUCCGUCGAGAGUUUCCAGCUGUACACUCCCGAUGAGGAGGCUGCUGUGCGGCGCAAGUUUGAUCGCAAGCUCGUCGUAUCGGACUGGUACCAGUGGGCCCUGACGGCCUUCUACCUGACGUACAUCGCCUUCGAAUGGAUGGCCUUGCUGUGGAGGACGGUCCCGGCGCACGUGUACGUGUCCAUGCUGGUGCUGUCGUGGGGGGUCAUGGCCUCGCUCCAGGCCGUGGCGACGUCGUACCCCGUCCUCAUCGCGCUGAGGGCCCUGCUGGGCAUCGGUGAGGCCGGCUUCACCGGCAUACCCUUCUAUCUGGGCUACUUCUUCAAGAGGCGCGAGCUGGCCUUCCGAACGGCCAUUUUCAUCUGCGGUCAGUUUCUUCGAUCUGUCCUUGUUCUCUUCAACGACAGCGAUGGCAUCACCGUCAUCAUCCAUCAAGAACUAACAGGAUAUCAUACAGCCGCACCCCUCGCCACCAGCUUCGCCAGCACGCUGGCCUGGCUGAUUGUCAAGUUCGCCGAGACGGGACCCAUAGCGCCCUGGCGACUACUCUUCCUGGUGGAAGGCUUCCCCUCGGUGAUCGUGUCCGUGGUGGCGUGGUCAGUCAUCCCGGACUCGCCCCAGACGGCGCGGUAUCUCACCAAGCGGGAGAAGAAGGUGGCUCGUCUACGGCUGCGCAGCGAGCAGGAGCAGGAUGACCAGGACUCUGCUGCCGCCUCGGGGUCGGGUAGCGACGGCGUCGGCAGCAGCAGCAGCAGCAGGAGCAUGGUAUCCAUGCUCGUCGACCCGACCAUAUGGCUCCCGGCAGCCAUGUUCUUCCUGACCAACAUGGCCUACUCCAGCCUCCCGGCCUUCCUGCCCCGCAUCCUGACCGACAUGGGCCACACGCGUCUGGGCUCUCAGGCCCUCAGCGCGCCGCCCUACCUGGUCGCCGCCGCGGCCGUGCUCGUCACGGCCCGCGUCUCGGACCGUCUGGGUUCGCGCACCCUGCCCCUGGCGCUGCACGCCUUGGCCUCGGCGGCCGGUUACGCCACUCUGUGCGCGGCCGAGCCCCUCCGCCUGCCCGUCUGGCUGCGCUACGCGGCCGUGUACCCCGCCGCCGUGGGCUUCUUCAACGUCGUCACCAUGCUGCUCGUCUGGUCCGUCAACAACAACCACCGCAAGAGCAGGGGGGCCAGGGGCGCCGCCUCCUUUGCCGUCCUCCAGGCCGUCGGCCAGUGCGGGCCCCUCGUCGGGACCAGGCUGUACCCCGUCGCCGAUGCGCCGUAUUACACGCGUGGCAUGACGAUCUGUGCCGUCGCCAUGACGGCCGUCGCCGUCUUGGCCUUUGUGCUGAGGUUCAUCCUCCGUCGCAGGAACGCCGCGCUGGAUGCUGAGGACCAUGCUGCCAGCCCGUCUGCUGUUGCUGACGACGAGGAGGAAGGUCUGGUCGCUGCUAGCGGCCGACGGGGGACGAAGCAGGGCUCCAGGUUCCGGUAUAUUUUGUGA